AUGUUUCAACCCACUCGCUCAUCUCAAAGCCCUCUCUCAGCACCGGCUGAGAUCCUCGCUCCGUCAACUCCACUCCGCCGCGCUACUUUGUCUCCAUCGCCAGAUCUGAGUGUCGCAGUCAAAGAUCGCUCCAACAAGAAGCUCCACUCACCACAGCCUCUCUCUUCGUCCGACAUGACACCACCGCCCUCCACCCAGAUCCCUGGAGCGCCUCUUCUUCGAUCCCACUCUCGCUCUAUCAGUCCAUCUUUGACUACCUCAGCUGACCUGGACAAGUCUCUUUGUGAUGCUUAUGGGGCGUCCGAGAAUCUCCCAAGCAUUGAAGACAUCGACAAGGCAGAUGAGACCCAGCUUCGUACGAUCGCCAAGGAUCUACUCACAGUAGCCCAAGAAGCUCGUAUGUCUGCCUUGCACUUCAAAUUGCAAAAUAGCUUGGUUUCGUUCGCCAGUAAUGAGGCGGUUAAGCGCGCAGAGGUGGAGCACCAGCUGGCCAAGCGCGAAGUCGAGAUUCUCCAGAGCGCCGAGUACCGUCGAACGCGCCCCACCGAGCCCUUGACUCCCAAGCAAUCCAUCUCCAGCAAUGACUACCUGACUGCGAUGCAGCGCUCUCACGAACUCGAGGAAAUUAACGCUGUUCUGGAUCGCCGGCUGCGACGAGCUAAGCGAGCCAUCGACGACGCAACUGCCCAGUCUGCUGAGUUGACCGAGCAGAACAAUAUGUUGAAGAAGCGCAUUGAAGACAACCGUCGUCACUUCUCGCAGAUUUACAAUUAUGGGUCCAUGUCACCUGGCAUGCAAAACGAGCUUCACACCAUCUGCCGAGGCGACCACACCGAUGGUCUUGCCGCCCUACUUUUCGCGGACAAAUUCACCAACCGUCUCCAUGAACCACAGGGCUCUUACGGCAGUCAAACCUCGGUUCCCGUUACCCCCAAUCGCUCAAUUCGCCAGGGGCAGCAGCAUUUCACCCCAGGUCAGGUUUCGCGUGGCAACCAAUAUGAUAGUGACAGCACUGUCUCGCUAUCAGCCGCGGAGUCCGAGGACGAAGCUCUGCAGGCCCGGUAUCAAGAUAUGCGACACACUGCGCCCAAGACCAGCACUCUGCUCCAAACCAAGUUGUUUGGUCAGGUGAAGAAAGCUGGCGUGGAACGCAAUUCCUUCAAAAAGCGCAAGGCCAGCUCCGAAGAUAGCAGUGUGAGCAUGAAGAAAUCCAGAACUAGUGGCGGAGUGGGCCUGGGUAUUAACACCUAA
Penicillium odoratum is the source of this 1251-nucleotide messenger RNA. RefSeq lists its product as uncharacterized. The transcript has a single exon. The record is from RefSeq and is a predicted model, not a curated record. NCBI's taxonomy places the organism in Eukaryota, Fungi, Ascomycota, Eurotiomycetes, Eurotiales, Aspergillaceae. Bases 1 to 1251 code for a protein of 416 amino acids.